AAACAUUAGAAGAAGAAGAAGAAGAGCAUGAAAGAGUUGAGUUCUGUCCUCGGAUAAGGUGAAUCUAUCAAAAUCAUGUCCGCUAAUAGGAGGAUAACGCUCAUAUUUGGAGGCUUCAUUGCAGCUGUUGCGGUGGCUUUUUAUCCGAUAUUUUUCCAUCCUCUCACUCACACUGAAGACUACAAGCAGAUCCAGAGGAUAAAUCGAGCCGGAGUCAAUCAAGCAGAUGUGCAGCCUGCUGGUCUGAAGAUCUGGUCUGAUCCCUUCAAGCCAAAAUCAUGAUUCCAGUGUGUGGAUGAAAACUGAAUGAAUGAACAUGAGGAUUGUGUCACUCACUGAGGAUUGAGUAUUUGAGAUACACACACAUCAACUCUUUGCUACCAUGCAUUAAAUGAGACUUUAAGGAUGUAUGGAUCUUCUGAGUAUGUAUAUUUUCUGUUGGAAUAUGAUUGAAACUAGAAUGACCGAAUAACUGUAAAUAAUUCAAAUAAAGUGAAAAUGAAAACUU
Sinocyclocheilus rhinocerous is the source of this 508-nucleotide messenger RNA. RefSeq names its product small integral membrane protein 20-like. Lineage: Eukaryota; Metazoa; Chordata; Actinopteri; Cypriniformes; Cyprinidae. Gene Ontology annotation, biological process: mitochondrial respiratory chain complex IV assembly. The coding region runs from base 76 to 282 and encodes 68 amino acids. The record is from RefSeq and is a predicted model, not a curated record. The transcript has 3 exons. Gene Ontology annotation, cellular component: mitochondrial inner membrane.